CACAGGUGAUACUUUAAAGGAGCUCUCUCACGAGAUCCAACGCCUCCCUUCUUCUUCUUUCUUCUCCUUCUUCUAGCAUUCUCUUUUCUCUCCACUGUAUCUCAAUGGCGCUCUCUCGAUCGCUUCACCUCAUCUCUUCACUUCCCCUAUCAUUAUCUCCUCCUCCGCCUCCUACCUUUAAACCCACCGCUCUCUCAUCCAAAGCCCUAUCUCUCCCAUUUCGUACAAACACUCGCCAUCGAUCUCUCAACCGAAUCCUAUCAGCAGCCGCUACCACCGCGACCGCACCCCCGACGGAUCUGAUCAUAAAUGCCGGCGAUGACUUGCCGGAGGAGUACGGGUCGGAGUUCCCGUCGCGGGAUCCGACCCGCCGGAGGAGGGCGGGGGUUCUUCUCCACCCGAGCUCGUUGCCUGGGCCCUACGGGAUCGGGGAUUUUGGGGACAAUGCUUUUAGGUUCUUGGAUUGGCUUCACUCUGCUGGUUUCUCUGUUUGGCAGGUGCUACCACUUGUUCCCCCAGGGAGAAAGUCCAACGAAGACGGAUCCCCAUAUUCAGGCCAGGAUGCGAACUGUGGAAACACCCUUUUGAUCUCCCUUGAAGAACUCGUCAAAGAUGGCCUUUUAAUGGCUGAUGAACUUCCGGAAGCCAUGAAAGUGGAGCAAGUUCAAUUUGCAGCAGUUGCAGGUGUAAAAGAUCCUUUAAUAGCGAAGGCAGCAAAGAGGCUCAUUUCAAGUCGAGGAAAGCUCAAAAGACAGCUUGACAAUUUCCGCAAAGACCCGAGAAUUUCAUGUUGGCUUGAAGACGCUGCACUUUUUGCAGCUAUUGACCAUAGCAUUGAUUCAUUUUCCUGGAGUGAGUGGCCUGAAUGUCUGAAAAACCGCCAUCUUGGAGCUUUGGAAGACAUGUAUCAAAGCCAUAAGGAUUAUAUAGAUACAUUUACCGCCCAACAAUUUUUGUUUCAGAAGCAAUGGCAGAAAGUUCGCAAUUAUGCACAAAAUAUGGGAAUUAAGAUUAUGGGUGAUAUGCCUAUUUAUGUAGGUCAUCACAGUGCAGAUGUGUGGGCAAACAAGAGAUCAUUUAUGCUGGAUAGGAGUGGCUUUCCCAUUCUUGUUAGCGGUGUCCCCCCUGAUGCCUUCAGUGAAACUGGUCAGCUAUGGGGCAGCCCUCUAUAUGAUUGGAGAGCCAUGGAGGAAAAUGGAUAUGCAUGGUGGAUACAGAGAAUAAACCGAGCACUUGACCUGUAUGAUGAGUUCCGUAUAGACCAUUUUCGUGGAUUUGCCGGGUAUUGGGCUGUUCCUUCGGAAGCAAAGGUUGCAAUGUUUGGAAAAUGGAAGGCUGGACCAGGGAAAGCCUUCUUUGAUGCCAUUUCCAAAGCUGUUGGAAGAAUUACCAUAAUUGCUGAAGACUUGGGAGUUAUAACUGAAGAUGUUGUUCAAUUAAGGAAAGCUAUCGGUGCUCCUGGAAUGGCUGUUCUGCAAUUUGCUUUUGGAAGUGACUCAGACAAUCCUCAUUUGCCUCAUAAUCAUGAGCAAGAUCAAGUUGUAUAUACUGGAACACAUGAUAAUGAUACAGCUGUAGGCUGGUGGGAAAACUUGAAGCAUGAAGAGAAGUGUACUGUGAAAAAGUACCUUUGUACUGUGGAAGAGUCGGAAAUCUCAUGGGCCUUGAUUCAGGUUGCCAUCUCUUCAGUUGCCAGAACUGCUAUUGUACCGAUGCAAGAUAUCUUAAGCUUGGGAAGUUCUGCUAGAAUGAAUACUCCUGCGACCCAGCUAGGAAAUUGGAGUUGGAGGAUACCGAGUUCCAUAAGCUUUGACGACCUGAAGCCUGAAGCAGAGAAGUUAAGGGAUAUGCUCUCACUGUACAACAGAAUAUGAAGCGGAGGCAGGGAAUAAUCUCUGAAAACUCACUGAUAGAGAUCAUACAGUGGUAGAUUCAGAAAAAUUUUCUUGGGCAGGGGAGGGGGGGGGACUAUAAGUAUCUAUUUAUAGAAAUAAAUACAACUCAAUUCGGAGAUGUAUAACCAGUGAUAUGAAUGUUUUUACAAGACCAUCAAAACAAUUAGCAACAGACUUAGAAACAUGCACAUAUGCUGAAACUUGCACGGCUCACAACUUUUGAUUCUGUUAUCGGAAUCACUAUUAUAAUAUAUUUUCAGAAAGCUCUUAACA
Messenger RNA from Asparagus officinalis (garden asparagus), 2168 nucleotides. Its product is annotated as 4-alpha-glucanotransferase, chloroplastic/amyloplastic. The transcript is spliced from 16 exons. Gene Ontology annotation, molecular function: 4-alpha-glucanotransferase activity. NCBI's taxonomy places the organism in Eukaryota, Viridiplantae, Streptophyta, Magnoliopsida, Asparagales, Asparagaceae. Gene Ontology annotation, biological process: carbohydrate metabolic process. Bases 105 to 1874 code for a protein of 589 amino acids. The record is from RefSeq and is a predicted model, not a curated record.